AUGGCUGGGCACAGGGGAAACGAUGCGCUCAUGUGCCUUGUUUUUCCAUUGAGUUUGGGCGAGUUGGGCCUAAAAUGGUUUGAAAGGCUGCCGAAGGAGAGCAUCGAGGGGUGGCAACAGUUGGCAGAGGCAUUUGUCACCAGAUUUAAGACAAACAUCAAAACGCCCAAGGAAAUUGACCAUCUCUUGAGAGCAAAGAUGGAGCCAGGUGACUCUUUGAAGGUGUAUAACACUAAGUAUUGGGAGACUUUUAACGAGAUCCUUGAUUGCCUGACCAACCUUGCAAUCACUCAAUAUAAGCGCGAUCUUCCAGUUGGACAUCGACUGAGAGACUCGCUCACAAUGAAUCAACCGUCGACCAUGAAAUUACUCAUGCAACAUAUUAAUGAGCACAUUCGAGUCGAACACAAUGCAGCCGCAACUACCGUGACGGCAAGUCCGGUAGUAGAGAACAAGAGAGUAGUGGGAAAGGUUUACGUAGUCAGACAAGAUGAUGGCCAUGCAAACCACCAUGGAAGGGUUAUAAGAAGUUCGGUUUUUGGAAGAUGUCAGUAA
Molecule: messenger RNA, 555 nt
Organism: Camellia sinensis
Lineage: Eukaryota; Viridiplantae; Streptophyta; Magnoliopsida; Ericales; Theaceae
Source: RefSeq, a predicted model, not a curated record